Messenger RNA from Trichoplusia ni (cabbage looper), 5101 nucleotides. RefSeq names its product syndecan (gene Sdc). The coding region runs from base 396 to 1289 and encodes 297 amino acids. Gene Ontology annotation, biological process: cell migration. Gene Ontology annotation, cellular component: membrane; cell surface. The transcript has 5 exons. The record is from RefSeq and is a predicted model, not a curated record. Lineage: Eukaryota; Metazoa; Arthropoda; Insecta; Lepidoptera; Noctuidae.
AUAUAGCUUGUAUCUCGAAAAGACGCAGAAUUAGGGGCCUGUUUUUGUGAACGCAACGACUAGGCCAUUAUUCUUCGACGUAAUAAAUAGGAGUGCGUGACGCGAAAUACAGCUCCAUCGACCAUCGGGCGACGACCGAACGCGGCCUAUUCGAUUGAAGUUGGCCACGAGCGCGCCGCGUGCGGGGCGCGCGCCCUCAACGCACUGAACCGAGCUCCAAGCGCCACUCAGUUUACUACAAUCGCAAACCGACGCCGCAUGUCGUUUCGCGCGCUGUUUCGACCCGUGUGUAUGGUGUUAGUGGAAUAACAUAACAGCAGAUUGUUUUGUGCUGUGUUAAUAUUGUGUGAUUGUGUCAUACUGCUGGUGCGACCGGUCCGGUUCACAUUGUUGUGAUGCAUUUGAGGAUAUACCUAUGGCUGUCUUGUGUAGUCCUCGCAGGAUACGUUCGAGCGACAGAGGACGCUGUCGCAGAAAAAUCGACAGAAGAAUCAAUAGUACCAGUACAGAACGACGUCCACUCGCCGCCAGACCCGGACCUGUUCAUCGACGCUGCUGAUGAUGGCUCGGGCCUAGACACCGACGAGAGCUCGGGCUCCGGGUGGGGAGCCGGCCCCGGCCCCGACGACGAGGACGGCCGAGGAUCAGGUGACGAGCCCAACGGACCCCCCGACGACGAAGACUAUGGCUCCACAACCACCGGCAAAGACGAAACAGGACGAACCAUCGUCGACACUCCCAUUAUCACCUCCGAAAACCCGGACUCUGACGACAUAGAUAUCCCCGAACAGCCGGACGAGACUCCUGUAGUACCCAAAGUGGACACCCCGCUCCAAACACCUACAGAUCCCAGGCCCAUCGAUGAGCUCAUUCCCAACACUCGGAACAGGCCAUCAGAAGGAGCUCCGGAGGAGGGGCGAGGCGCGGGGGAGGAGCAACCCUCGCGCCCAGACCAGACCGACAUCAGCAUCUCAGGGGAGGACCUCGUGCCGUCUGUCGAGCCGUCUGGCAGCAACGUGAACCAGGAGUCGCGCGCGCCCGACAAGGUCGUCAUCAUGAACGCCAAGCCCGAGGACCGCGCCACCAGCUUCUUCGCGCAACCUGGCAUUCUGGCUGCCGUAAUUGGCGGCGCAGUAGUAGGGCUACUGUGUGCGAUCCUGGUGGUGAUGUUCAUAGUGUAUCGUAUGCGCAAGAAGGACGAGGGCUCGUAUGCGCUCGACGAGCCCAAGAGAAGCCCUGCCGCGGCGUCCUACGGGAAGGGCCACAAUAACCGCGAGUUCUACGCGUGAGACGACACAGAGCAACCGACGCCACGUACAUACUAGUCCCGCGGUCACACCCGACUGACACUCUCACAGGCUGACAGUCCGGCCAACCGCACACCGACGGACAGCCAUUCCAAUUUUAAAUUUUUGACCGUCAAUACGCGAAACACGCGUCAAAAGUAAUUUAUUAAUUUACGAACGUGGCAAGAAUUGUUCUGAAAUUUAUUUAAUAAUAUUACGAUCAAUGAAAUUAUUUAUUUGUCUAUAAAUGUUUGACAUGGAUACAUUUGUAAUGUACGGAAUUGUACAGCGAUGUACAAGCCAGGUACAAAAUAUACUUACUGUCUUAUCGUGAAGACAGUAAAUACGUCAAUAAGAAAAUGUUAUUAAAUUAUCAUCUUUGAGACCAAGUUUUUAAAUCAUUUGUGACGUCGUCAAAUGAUGUUUUUGAAGGUUUCAAGGUAAAAUUGUCUUGAAAGACCAAUGUGGUUUGCAUGUAUUGUUCUGAAUGAUCGAUCUGUAUGUUUUCUGUAAAAAAAAGAAUUUUGUGCCAUCCGCUUUCCUUGUACUGUAUAUUGCCAAUUUCCUUCGCGUAGACUAUGAAAAUUGUCUCGAAAACAAUGUGGACACGUCCAUACUUCAACUAUUACAUGUAAUAUAAUAAUGUAUGUGUGUAUGUAUUUAGAUGGAACUCUCUAAAACUAAGUAGAUUUUGUAAUAUUUUGCUUCCAAUUUGUCAUCGAAUUUUACUUUACACGAACAAAUUAUGAAUUAUCUUACUUUGAUACAGUGACAAUUUGGUUUUCAUUUAUUUUAAGACACUAAUUUUAUUUUAGACUUUUAAUGUUGUCAUUAUGGGGUUUAUACUUUUAGGAAUUGACGUAUCUCUAUUAUUUAGUUUGUUUUUAAUAUAGUUUUAGAUAUUUUAAUCUCACAUUUUAUUGUAAUUUCUGAAAAUAGGUUGUGCAACGAUUUUUAUACUUUGUAUUGCUUGUGUGCCAUCUUCGAUUCUCCAUCUUGUCAAAGCUUUGUCUACAUGAGUAAAAAGAAAAUUCGAAAGUAUUUCUGAAACAUGAUGUCUAAAACAGCAUUUAUAACUUAUUGUAAUUUAUUUAUACACACAAAUUAAAUACGUUGACAAACGUAUUUGAAUUUCGAACAGAUGUCAAAUACAAAGAUAAAAAAUAUUGCAACUUGCAAGUGUAGACACAGUUUAAAGCCAGUGUUAUUUAUUUGAUUUAAUUUAAGUAACACUUUAUGUCAAUUAAUUUAUUUAAAAUAGAUGCUAAAAUAAAUUGAACAUAUAAUUUACAAUUGUUAAUUAAAAACAUAAUUUCAAUAGUUAACUGUUUUAAUUAUCAGUAGUGCGGAUAUAAACAUGCUACUGAGUGUAUAAAUAUUAUGGACAUAUAAUUGAAAUUCAAACAUUUCAUUAGGUAAUUAGUUUGCGAAAAACUAUUUAGAUUUUUCUAGAAAUGAACUGUUUCAAAUUAAACGGUAAACCAGUAGAAGUUAAUGCUUAUUCAUUUCAAAUCAUUUAAUGUGUCGUCUUAGAUUUUGUACUAAAUUCUUUAUGGUUUUCCUUUUUUGAAUAUAUUGUAUAAUUUACAUACGAGACAGCACUACUCUAACCAGAUAUUAAAAUUCAAAGUAGAUCUCGAAUUAAAUGAAAUUCCUUUAUUAUCAAAAACAUUGGUGCUUCCAAAAAGGCUCUAAUUUUUAUACAACAAUUCUUAAUAAAAGGCAGUUCUUUCUAGAAAAUUCUAAAGGCAACUAAUACCAAAUACAUUCCUGUCGGAUUGGUACAUUUUUAAGCUGUAGAGGGCAAAUAUGCUCAUUAGUGUAAGAAAUUUGUACAUUGUAAUUGUAAAUUCUUUUAGAAGUUAAUACUGAGUAAUUUAUACGGUAAAAAAUAUUGUAUAACCAAAUAUAACUAGUUAUUACGAAUUACGCACAGAACAGACUAAAAAUGUACGUUAGCCCGCGCUGAGAACAAAAUAGUAAAAAAUCAACCUGUCAAAAAAUUAGAAAAGUUGUAACAAAAAAGUUUUAUUCACUUUUUAAGAAAAUUUAAAACCUUUAAAAAUUAACAUUUAAACAGGAGGGAAAAUACUUUUUUGGAAAAUACUUUUUUUUACGCAAUGGCUUUUUCAAAGAGCAAUUUUCUUGACGUUAGGUUUACGUACUUUUUUUUCUGUUCUGUGAUAUUAUGUUGCAGCUACAUUUUAGAAUAACCAUUGAUUGCUUUGAAUGCUUUAAAUAGACGCAUUCGACAAAAUCUGUUAGUACUUUAUCUACGCAAUUGAGUUCAACUAGACAGCCAAUCAGAAACUCGCUGUCUAUUCCCCAAUCAAAAAUAAGUAAGAAAUGCUAUUCAACAUCUGAUUGGGUGUCUUGACGCAUCAUUAAAAACGAAACACCGUUUCUGAUAAUAUUCCUUGACUGUCUAAAAAGGCAAAGGACCAAACAAACACAUUUCUGAUAACAUUUAUGGUCAGUUAAAAAAAAAUACAUCCUGUUUAAAGAAAAUAUCGAGUGUUGCUAUCAGGGACCGGCCGGAUACUCAUUGAAAGGGUUUUUGAAGGGGUUUUUUUAAACGCUUCAAGAAAAUACCCUAUGACAUAUGUUACACCAUCGAACGGAUUACUGUUACCCGUUCCGAACACACGUUCUAUAGCAACUUGCUAUAAAAAAGUAAAACAAUAAAUAUGGUCAGGAAAGCGUUUUUCGUUGCAAACUCUCUUUGAACUCUGUCCGCUAAUAACAUCGGAAUCGUUGAAAUGCAAUUAUUUUAAUGUAUAAAUUAUAUAAUUUAAGUCGUACAUGGUUUUAUAUUUCUAACAUUUGUCAUUUUAAUAUACUUACCUUUAUAAGUUCGCAGUUUUUUUUACUUUCAGUUGUUUUGUUAUUAGCAAUGUGUAUGACGGAAUUAUGUUGAGCAAAUAAAAAACGAUGAUGAAAUUGAAAGUUUUAGUUCAAUUUAAAGAAGUACACAAUCCCUUCUUUAUAAGUAAAUCAUGCUAAAUGAAACGAAAUGAAAGAACUCCUAAUAAAAUCGUUAUUGGGAUAUUUGACAUAAUUUUAUCAGAUUUCAUUACAACGAUGGAAGAAUCAUCACUAAUAUGGUGUACCUACGUAAAUAUAUAUUGCCAAUAACAGGAUCAACUAACAAAAACGUGUUUUUGUGUUUUAAUUUUCUUCAGAAAACUGAAAGUCUUGAUUUGAAAAAACAUUACAGUACCAAUCUUGCCACAAGUUCACGUUUGUCCGAAAUAUGACAAGUGCUUUGUGGCGAACCUAUGUUUCUUUUUAAAUUCACGUAAAUAAAAAGAGCUGCUUACUUGUAACCCGUUAUAAUAAAGGUGCUGAAAUGUACACUAUAAUCCUAAGCUGUUUAUGAACCUACAUAAUAAAUUAAUUAUUCAUUCUUAUUUAAAAGGCAACUAAAAUUUAUCUGAUGCCAGUUUCGUUUAUUAAAAAAAUUAACCAAUGUAUUUACAGUCACAAUAACUAUUCUAAAUUUAAACUAGCUUGUUUAUGUAUUAACAUUUAUUACUGGCCAAUAAAAACUGUAUACCCCCCACUAAAAAAAAAACAAUAUAAAUUCUAGAAUUUUUUUGUUCGUACACAUCAAAUUAUUGGUUUUAAAAGAGGCUAAAAUUAUUGUAUCAGGCAGGUUAUAUCUCUAUAUGCCUUUAAUUUUUGUUUUUCUUCUUUAAUGUUUGUAUCUUGUAAGGAGGAGUUAGGUUAGGAUAAGAAUAUACAUAAUUAUCGAUGUCCACCUUGUAAAUAAUUCUCCUUUACACUUAGGUAAAUAUACAGUAUAAUAAGAACAA